UACGUCACAGAGUGAAUUUUCACAUUUAAAUAAAGCGUAAAUAAUAAAAAUCUAUAUUUCAUUCUUCACUGAUUUGCAAAUGACGAGCACAAGUGAUUGUCGUGAAUAAAGAGUGCAUGUUGUGUUGUGGUAGAGAACUUGGCGCCAUCCCAUUAUCAGAAUGAAAUAAUCAGUAACAGUAAUCAUAACCAGUAAAUCACCUACAUACUAUUUCUCAGGAACUAUUACUUCCUUUUGCAGAAUAGUUCUCGACUCAUUGACUGUCACAGCCAAGAGGCUGCACUAAAGUUUGGAUCCCAUAGUUCAGGAACAUGCAAGCUUUCCUUAAAACUGGGAAACUUGGGAAAGAUGCCCCUUCCUCAUCAUCAGCAGAACCUGGAACAUCUCAGCCUGUAGUGCCUAAACUUACCCCUUGGGUGGAAAAAUAUCGACCACGGACAGUUGAGGAGGUAGUUGAGCAAUCCGAGAUCAUCAGUGUCCUGAAGCAAGUUCUCUCAGGAGGUGACCUCCCGCAUUUUCUGUUCUAUGGUCCACCAGGCACAGGUAAAACAACCACUAUUCUUGCAGCUGCGAGACAGUUAUUCGGAGAUAUUUACAGGGACAGAAUUUUGGAACUCAACGCCUCAGAUGAUCGAGGAAUUCAAGUCAUUCGUGAUAAAGUUAAAACGUUUUCUCAGCUAACUGCAGCAGCCAAUAAACCUGAUGGAACACCAUGUCCGCCGUACAAAAUUGUCAUCUUAGAUGAAGCUGAUUCCAUGACUCAUGCAGCCCAAUCUGCCCUUAGGCGCAUUAUGGAGAAAGAAACCCGCACCACCAGAUUUUGUUUGAUUUGUAAUUAUAUCUCUUGUAUUAUUCCUCCAAUUGCUUCUCGAUGUGCGAAAUUUAGGUUUAAACCAAUUAAAAGUGAAAAAAUAGAAGAGAGGCUUGAGGAAAUUGCCAAAAACGAAAAUGUAUCAUGUGGUAAGGACACUAUCAAAGUACUUGUUGAAACAUGUGGAGGUGAUUUGAGGCGUGCCAUCACAUGCCUCCAGUCUUGCUCGAGGUUGAAAGGAAGUGAGUCUGUUGUGAUGGAAGAUGUUCUAGAAGUCACAGGAAUCGUUCCCCCUCAAUGGGUAGAGAAGUUCAUCACUGUCUGUAAAAAUUGUGAUCAUAAGGAAUUAGAAAUUUUUGUGGAUGAUUUGAUUCAGGAAGCGUACUCAGCGUUCCAGGUUUUAGAACAACUGCAUGAGAAAAUAAUUGAGAGCGAUUUUACGGAUGACCAAAAAGCCAUCAUCUGUGAGAAAAUAGCUAUUGCCAGUGGGCGACUGCAAGAUGGGGCUAGUGAAUAUCUACAGCUGAUGGAUCUAGGUUGUUGUAUGAUAAACGUUUUAUCAAAGAAAUGAUUUUGUCUUUUCCUUUUCAUUUUAAGCUUUCAUAGUUUUUUCAAGUUCGCAUUUCUGAGCCUUGUACCUGGUAUGCUCAAAACCUUCAGAAGCCAUGGAUGUUUUUUCAUCUCUUUAUCACUGAUAAUGCUUCACCUGCAUGAAAACCAAGUAUCAGAGGAAUGCAGUGUAGUAACAGUCAUGAAAUCUUUUAUUUAAUAAUUGAUGUCCCUUUUUUAACCAAAGGAGAGGCAAAAAAAAAAUUAAACUUUCUCUUUAAUUCCUUGUUUUGAUCUGCAUUUACAAAGCUGCAUUUACUUAAUCUCAUACCAUCAUGCAAUAUCAAUUUUUCUGUAAUUCAAAUUGUCCACAAGAAUAAGUUCACCUACUGUUUUACGAGAUUUUGUUAAGUUGUGUAAAGAAACUUUUAACAGAAUAGGAUCCUCUCUUUGAAUGUACACUCUUAUAUUGUUUUUAAGUCACUUAUCAGUAGAUUUAGUCAAUUUAAGUCUGCAAUGAUAGUAUUUUAUUGUUCAUCUUGGCCGGCUCAUAACAAUGUGGAAAUGUUAAUAUCAAUUGAAGAUAUCAUCUAUUACUUUAAUUUGCUGUAAAAUGAAAGAUUAUACUGUUAUGAAAAAAUUGUUGAAUCAAUUUAAAAAAGGGGAUCAAUUUGUCUGUCAAUACUGGUCCAUGUCGCAUUCCAAUUUCCUUUCAUUUAAACACUUGAUUUUAAAAUGUAUGUAUUCAAAACUUUUUAUCAAAUAAAUUUUGGAAAUUUCAA
Messenger RNA from Bemisia tabaci, 2142 nucleotides. RefSeq names its product replication factor C subunit 4. Gene Ontology annotation, cellular component: nucleus; DNA replication factor C complex. The record is from RefSeq and is a predicted model, not a curated record. Gene Ontology annotation, biological process: DNA-templated DNA replication; DNA repair. Lineage: Eukaryota; Metazoa; Arthropoda; Insecta; Hemiptera; Aleyrodidae. Gene Ontology annotation, molecular function: ATP hydrolysis activity; ATP binding; DNA clamp loader activity.